Messenger RNA from Solea senegalensis (Senegalese sole), 6208 nucleotides. RefSeq names its product E3 ubiquitin-protein ligase DTX1-like. The record is from RefSeq and is a predicted model, not a curated record. Gene Ontology annotation, molecular function: zinc ion binding; ubiquitin protein ligase activity. Bases 444 to 2696 code for a protein of 750 amino acids. Lineage: Eukaryota; Metazoa; Chordata; Actinopteri; Pleuronectiformes; Soleidae. The transcript has 12 exons. Gene Ontology annotation, biological process: Notch signaling pathway; protein ubiquitination. Gene Ontology annotation, cellular component: nucleoplasm.
CGCCCCAAACACACACACACACACACACUAUGUAACUAACAGCCUGGCGUGGCAGCUCACCGAUGCCACGGUUUCCAAACUGAUAGACGUUUAAUUGCUGCUCCUGAAGACGGAGCCGCCAACGUGUUCGUGUUUGAACGAGACUUUGAGGCUUUUUCUUGCACCAUGUUCGGGUCCGGCUAGCGAAACAGGCCGCCGCUGGAGAUAUUUACGACUCACGGGAGAAGCUGCCCGGUCCGCCCGGGAGAAAGGAGCCGCCGCAGAAAUAACAGUGGCCGCUUUGUUGGUCUUGUUGUGACCGCGGUGCUACGGUGUUAUAACAAAGGGAAGGAGGACGAGGAGCGGACACCGUCGUUUCCUUCUCUCCGUUGACCAUGCGAGGUGCUCGGAUCUCCGCGGAAGAAUGUGUCGCUCUCUCCUGGCGUUAGCUCAGCCUCGGCUCAAUGGCCAACAGUAACAACAUGCUUAUGGCCUCCGCCGUGGUGGUGUGGGAAUGGCUGAACGAGCACGGCCGGUGGCGGCCCUACAGCCCCACCGUCUCCCACCAGAUAGAGGCGGCUAUACGGAGCAGCGACCCCCGCGGAGGGAGUGUCGUCCUCGGCCAGGUGGACAGCCGACUCUCGCCCUAUAUCAUAGACCUCCAGUCCAUGCACCAGUUCAGACAGGACACAGGAACCAUCCGUCCGGUGCGAAGGAGUUUCUACGACCCCGCCUCGGCCCCAGGUCAGGGCUGUCAGUGGGAGUGGGAAAACGAUGCAGGGACAUGGACACCCUAUGACAUGGAGGUGGCCAUUGCCAUUGAGAGUUCCCACAACCGCCAACAGCCCUGCCUGGACCUGACACCGCUUGGCUUCUGCUACCUCAUUGACUUUCAGAACAUGACACAGGUGAACAGACAGAGCCAGAGGUGUCGGAGGAUCCAGAGGCGCGCUGACAUGACCUACCCUCUGGUGUCUGGUCCUCUCCCUGUACCCAAAGGUGGAGGUGUUGGAGUGGGUGGAGGGCUAACGGGAGCGUUGCUUGGUGUUGGAGUGUCAGGGGCCAGCAUGGGGACUGGAAGCUCUGUCUAUCCUAAUGGAGGCUUACCAGCUACUGGACUGGGCCAGCCUUGUUCCUGCCAGCAGUGCUUGUUGGUCCUAAGUGUGAAGAACAACACAGGAGGAGCAGGGAUACAGACUCUAGCUCGACGCCCCCUUACCGUGCAGCAGCCCAAGAACUCGGCACCCAUGGCCUCCAGACCACUGAGUCCAUCCAAAUCAGCCACUCUGGGGCGAGGACAGCUGCAGAACUCCCUCUCCAACUCCAGCUACUAUCAGACGUUGCCACAUGGCCUCGCUAUCUCCAGAAACACUGCCUCUCCCAGAAGGAAUGCCCAGCUCUUUGCUCAGUCCCUGGCCGCUCUCACCGCUGGCACCUCCUCUCUGGCUCUCACCUCGUCUUCCAACAGGCCGCCUCCGCCCUCCCUCCCGCCGCCACAGCCGCCAUCAUCCAACCCCAGCGCGAACCCUCCGUCUCUGCCGGCCAAGCUCUCCUCAUCCUCAGCCAGCGAUUCAGUGCCAACUGCCACACUAAUAACCCCAGCCUGCAACGUGACCAUGCCCCCUUCACCUGUGCCAUCUCCAUCACCAAUGGUCAUGAAGCCACAGCGGGUACCGUCGUCGACAGCGUGCCAUGCCCCAUUACCACAGAGGUCAAGCUUAGCCGGGCUGAGCAGACCAGCUUUACAGAGGAUUGCUAUGGCCCAGUCCAGAGCACUCAUAGCAUCAGGUGUGCCCACCGUCCCAGUGAAGAACCUCAACGGAUCCAGUCCUGUUCACCCUGCACUGGCUGGGAUCACAGGGAUCCUGAUGAGUGCUGCUGCUCUGCCCGUGUGUCUGACCAGGCCUCCUAAACUGGUGCUGCACCCUCCACCUGUCAGCAAGAGUGACAUCAGACCAGUGCCGGGCUUUGGCCACUGCUGCAGGAAGACGACAAAGAAGCAAGCUCGCAAAGGUAGAACUCCAGAGGAGGUGGUAAAAAAGUACCUGCAGAAAGUCAAAAAUCCACCAGAAGAGGACUGCACCAUCUGUAUGGAGCCACUGGGGGGUCCGUCUGGAUACAAGGGUCCAGGGGUGGGGCCUGUUUCCAAGGCAGAGUCAGUAGGGAGACUAGCACAGUGUGGCCAUCAAUACCACUUCCAGUGUUUAGUGGCCAUGUAUAACAACGGCAACAAGGAUGGCAGUCUUCAGUGUCCCACGUGUAAAACCAUCUAUGGCGUGAAGACAGGCAACCAGCCUGCAGGGAAGAUGGAGUACCAUGUCAUCCCUCACUCUCUGCCGGGACACCCCGACAGCAAAACUGUACGCAUCAUCUACAACAUACCGCCAGGAAUUCAGGGACCAGAACAUCCCAACCCCGGGAAACCCUUUACUGCCAGAGGCUUUCCCCGACACUGCUACCUCCCAGACAGUGAAAAAGGACGCAAGGUACUGAGACUGCUCCUGGUGGCGUGGGACCGCAGGUUGAUCUUCUCAGUUGGAACGUCGAGCACUACAGGAGAGUCUGACACUGUCAUCUGGAACGAGGUCCACCACAAGACAGAGUUUGGCUCCAAUCUGACGGGCCAUGGCUUCCCUGACCCCGGACACCUGGACAACGUCCUGGAAGAGCUCCGAGCUCAGGGCAUCACAGAAGACGACGCGCUCGUGGAGAAAUGAGAGGACAGAUCGAGUGUGAGCGAGGACAGGAGUGUGACAAUUACCAGAGGACAACAGAGGAGGUCCACCAGCACUUAGAAAAGGAGGUGCCAUUCUGUCCAGACUUUCCAAGCAACACAAGCUGGAGUUUGAUGAAGCAGCACCACAGAGAGGAAAGCAGUGCAGGGGAGGUUCACUCACUCAGCGAGGUACUAACUGUUUGAAAGUAAGAAUGAAACCGCUACUAACGACGUUUAGGACAAGAAACAAGAAACAAGUUGACUUUACUGAGACAAGGAAUAAGAGAGACGGAGAGUGGGGUGCUUCAGAAGGGUUCAAUAACGAGAGGGAGUGAAAGGACAAAGGAAAGAAGACGUGGGGGGAGGGGGGGGACACUGGAGGAAGGACAGCAUGAUUAAAGAAGCAGAAAGAGAGACUGUGGAGUAUGAAUGUAGAAUAGGACAGGAGUAGAGAUUUAACUUGUGACACACUGUUUCUGGUACUUGAUGAUGGAAGGACAGACAGACAGACAGACAGACAGUGUGAGUGCUCUUUGUUCAAACCACCUGCCUGCUCGUGCUCAAAGUCCUGUGCCGUUGCUCCCUCUUGUGGUGUACCUCAUGAACUGCACCUCGCAUUUUCCAAGCUACAGGAACAAAACAAGAACGGUACCAUGGAGUUAUUUAUAUCCACCUGAAUCCAUACUAUAAUCCUCAUUUAACGUCAUUCCAUAACUUUACCUCUCACGUAUGACUUCAUGGUUUUAUAUGACGUUAUUUUAUUUUGUUUAACUUGACAAAAGACCAAACUAAGGCAUCUGAGCUUAUUUGAAGUCUUACUUUUGGGUCAGUGUGGUACGAGUUAACCUUUCAUACACAGGUACCAGUAUUUACAUGUAAAUGUGUAUUUUAUUUUGUCCCUUUGUGACGGUUCAUUGGCUGUAGAUGCUGUUGUGACGUAGCGAUAGUUCAACACCAGUGAGAGGAAGCCGAGUCCAUGCUUCAGUGUCUGGUUCUAGUGGAAGACGUUUCAGCAUCCACACCGUGUGAGUGUGUGUGUGUGUGUGUUUAAAAGCACAUGCAGUCUAUAUGCAGUCCUCAUGUGUGUGUGAGUGAGUGCCAAAAACAAAGUCCUUUGAAAAAUGUUGAGUUUCGUUGAAACUGAGACCUUUUGAACCGAAAUCCCUGUUUGGGAUUUUCCAUCGUCGUCAUCAAUGUGCUGGUACCGACUCAUGUGGACACACACGUACACACAAAGGCAGUAUUCAAACAAUAAUGUGGUCGCGUGGACCUGGUCAGUGUUAGGACCUGGUCCACACGAAGAGUGCCACCAAGGACAGGAUCACAGCAUCAUUUCAAAAUAAUGGAACAUUUCCAGAUACUGAGAUUGAUUUGACUCCAGAACGCCGUCAUCACAUAGAUAAUUCAUGUUUUUAUAAUCAAUCCUUCUUUUCAUUCAUUUUCUUGAUCAAUCGUUUUAAAGAGAGUUGCACAAUAAACACAAUUGAAACACAAUGUGGGCGGAGCAUCUCAGAAGGGAAACCUGAGAUUACCACAUAACUGAGAUUAGAGAUUAAGAGAUCAUCUGAGUUAGCUACCGUCCCAAAACUUCCUUAUUUACCAGGUGAUCCUGCCUACUGGAGCUUUAAUCACUGACCAGUGAGCUCAUGUCCACACACGUGUGUGUGUGUGUGUGUGUGUGUGUGUGUGUGUGUCCUCCCACUUUAGUUUUUGAUGCCUCGACUUCUUAAUUAUUGCUUUUAAUCUGAAACAUAGUUACUUGUUAGCAUUAUAUUAUAGAUUAAUUUGCCUUUUUUCAUAUAUGUUGUAGUCAUAAUACUCUUUUUUUAUUUGUUACGAUUGUUUUUACUGUUUAACUGUGUACAGCCUUGAAGCUGAUUUAAACUUGUCUUUUCUUUGGAAAAGGAAUUUGAUGGUAGACUUUUAUCUGAGUGUAAAACGUGUCAAACCCAAGUACUCUUGCUCGUCUGUGAGGUAACGGACACUUAAAGCUGCUGUCAGUGACUUCCUGUCCACGUUGAGGGGGCGGGGCAUUUAUUUACAGACAAAUAGCCUGAUGGGGCGUUCCAUUUGGAGUCAAAGCAACCUCAUCAACCCAGAUAUGGGAUUAGAAGACCACUCACUGGUUUCACACUCUUUCUAUAUUUACUUUUGUUUUUAACUGUAGACACAUGUUGCUGUGCAGUCACUAAUGACCUGUGCUAACAGCGGCUCGCCCCAGUUACAUUUGUUUUGUGCGACUUCUCAGCUGGAACAUGGUAAAUUCGGGGGCGACGUCACUCCCAGUUCUGCCCCUUUAUGACUUCUGGCUUGUGAUUGGUUACAGUGUUCUCUCACAUGUGUCCUUGAGUUGUUGACUGUUCUCAGACAAACAGGACCUUCAUCAACUCUCCAGACUGUCUGUCAGAAGCUUCUCCGUGUAACACGAGUGUGGUCACAUGAUUGUGUCAGAAGUAUUUCUUUUCUCCACGGAUGUUAAAUCUUAGAGAUUAUGUCACUGACAGCAGGUUUAAUUUGUUUUCUUCUUUUCUUUGUUUACAUAUCGUCUGUGCAGCUCCUGGUCUGCACUGAGCUUCAGCUCCUGGUUUCAUGUCCUCAUCUCUUUCAUCAGCACAGCGAUUCAUGUGCAGGUGACGUGGUGAAACUGGUUUAUUUUUUUAAAGCUAUGAAAUGUUCUGAAGAUGUUUUUUGUCCCUGUGUUGGAGCCGUUUACUUUAAAAUGACACAGUUACUUACAUUGACUUUAACGUGUCUGUCUGUUAUUAAAGGAAAGGCUUUGGUUAAUAAACGUUCAUCUACUGAGAGUUUGUUAGCACCUCGCCUAAAUCGCUGAGUCUCAUUCCAUCAUGGUAUUAUGAUUACUACGAUUAUUGGGGAUUAAAGGGGUAGUUCAGUUUUAUUCAAGUGUGGUGGUAUGAGACACUGACACUGGUGCUGUCAGUUUUAAUAAUGCUUAAGAAAAUCUGUGGUUUUAGCUUCUGGUCUACUGCUGCCUCGUCACUUAGGUAAAUGUGGAUAAAGGAUUUCAAAUGCCAAGUCACAAAAUAGCCCAUUUGAACGUAAUAUUGGAUGCAGCAGUGGAGCAAAUCCUGUGCACUGUGACAUAAAAGCGCUGAUGUUAUCCGUGGUUGCAGAACAAGCGUCAGCUUCCAGUAAGAAGAGGAUCUGAAGUAUCGCGAUAACUCUGCAAAUACCUGAACUCUCCCUUUAAAGGCUUUGGUGCGGGCCGUCUGCAGCCGUCUCACACCUGUAUCUCACACCUGUAUCUCACCAUGUCAGUCACUCUCUUCAUUGUUGAUUUUCUUUCCGAUGGUUCAUGAAGGCAGCACCUUCUCUGCGUGUGUGUGAGUGUAAACGUGAGCCUUCAGGUUGGUUGUCGUCUGCGAGGCGGAGACAGAAUUCAGUCCUGUGAUAACAAAUACAAAGUGUAAAUAAUGCAAACAUAAAUGCUGGAGUAUGGAUGAUUAAUACAGCAAAAAAGAAAAAAAUAAAGAAUGAAUGAAACAAACAAAA